Penicillium daleae is the source of this 1542-nucleotide messenger RNA. RefSeq names its product esterase/lipase family protein. NCBI's taxonomy places the organism in Eukaryota, Fungi, Ascomycota, Eurotiomycetes, Eurotiales, Aspergillaceae. The transcript is spliced from 5 exons. Bases 1 to 1542 code for a protein of 513 amino acids. The record is from RefSeq and is a predicted model, not a curated record.
AUGGCAAAUUCUCUUGGCUUGACAAACGUGUACAGCCCGGGGCACUGCAAACCAGUAGUAGAUAUCAUCUUCAUCCAUGGCCUCGGCGGCCGGAGUCAUUAUACUUGGAGCUAUAAAAAGGAUCUGGCGCUUUUCUGGCCAGGGUGGCUGCACCAGGAACCGGGCCUGGCUGACGUGCGCAUAACAACGUACGGUUACGACUCAAGCAUCUGGCCUGCAUUUACAAAGAACUUUUCCUGCAUCGAUGACUUCUCGCAGGAGCUCCUUGCUCGGGUGAAGGUUGCCGCAAAUGAGCUUACCGGAGAGAUCCCUUUUGGUGAGAUCCCUAUCAUUAUGGUUGCCCAUUCCUUGGGAGGCCUGGUUGCGGAGCAAGCUUGUAAUAAUGGCAUCAAGGACUUUACAUACCAGUCUUUGGUUCAUUCCACAUAUGCCAUGAUCUUCCUGGCCACUCCCCACCAUGGUUCUGAAGUUGCGGAUCUCGUGGACGACACGAUUCGCAGAAUGAGCCUCGGGUUCUUCUCAAAGCCCUAUAUCACGGAACUCCGCUCAGAUUCUAGUGUCUUAAGUGAUAUCGAUAGAGGAUUCCGUGAAAACUUACCUGAUAUUGCUAUUGUAUCGUUUUGCGAGACACGUGGAAUUCCUCUGACUAAUCUUCAGAUUCCAAACCCACUUACGCAGCAGCGAGUGGGCUUUGACUGCUCUUCGUGGUACACGUUUUGGAGAAUUCUCAUUGAAAGUCUCCUAAGUGUCGGUAUAAGGUCUGCAACCUACUUGGUAGUCGACGACAUAGACAAAUUCCAUGAUCCAGGAUCCUUCCUUGCGGCGUUGGAGGAGCAUUCGGCCGUUGGUCUUCCCUUGCGUCUGUUAGUCGCUAGUGAGAUAGAUCAGCCUAUCGACCUGUUGUACAAGUCUGACGAGGAUUUUGAGCCUCAGGCCCUGGAUUUAAGACUUCUUGACGGUGUGAGAAAUGAUCUGCAACUGGUCGUCACGGAAAGAGUUGAAAAUCUCUGCGGUCUUGGUGACCUAAAAUCGGAUAUUGCAACUCGCAUCCUCAAAUUUUCCGAUGGAAACUAUCUAUGCGCCCACCUUCUAUAUAAAGAGAUCAAGAAUUGCCGAAGAAAGGAGCGGUUGCAAAGUGUCUUCAACAAGGCCCCUCAAGGCAUUGCUUCCUACUACGAACUAAUGGAAAUGGAACUGGAAGCUCGGUGGACAACGGACGACCACGACGAUGCCCAGGUUCUGAUGCCGUGGAUACUGCACUCAUUUGUUCCAUUGACAAUUGAUCAAUUGCAUCACGGAAUUAAGUGUCUGGGCGUGGAAUUUAUCGACCUGCAACUGACCAUCACCCGAGUUUGCGGGCGCUUUGUUACGGUUGACAAUAAAUCUCAAGUCAGGCUCAUGCACACAACCGCGCAUCAGUUCAUCUUGGACAAGGGGUCUGUCCUACAUGUUGAUCGGAAAUUGGCCCAUCGCUCGAUCCUUGUCACAGGAAGACUUCGGGUUUCAAGAAUACGCGAGGUCAUUUUGGUUUUGUCAUCUUGA